AUGGAAAUUACGGAGGUUGAAUUAAGUACAAAUGAAGUGACUGAAGGAAUUAAACAAGCGGACAAACAAUUUCAAACUGGGCAAGAAAAAAUCUUUUCUGUGCUAGAAACUGUAAAGACAGAAGAUAAUGAUAAAUGGAAGGCAGAAGAUAAAGAAUUAAGUACAGGGGAAAAGAACGGUGUUAAACCACAAAAUAGUACAAUAAAGAAUAAACUGGCAGAGCAGUCGGGAGAACUAGAAUCCAGUUCUUCUAGCAAACGAAUGAAAUAUCCAGAAACUUUAGAGAGUUUCAUGGCCAAUCUUGUAGAGUCUAAGAGGCCCGUGAAGGCAAUUUUAAGUGAUGAUUAUUAUAGGCCAAUGUCUUUUACGAAAGUAUAUGUUGGACAGGUAAAGAAUGUAAAAGAUUUAUCAAAAAUAAUUUUAUUAUUAAACCAAAAACUUCCUCUAAAAGAUCUUAGCCACUUAAAGAGAGCAUGCAGAAAAGAGAUUAUAUUAUUUCCUAUAAAUCAUUUAAACUGUCAAACGCAUGCAUCAAUACAAUAUUAUAUUGAAGAACACAUAAAUGAAUUGAGAGACUCAUUUGAAUAUUUCAAAAUAAUAGAUGUACCAGCAGUAGCUCCUAAAAUCAGGAAACAGUAUGUGGAAUGUGGACGUUCUUGGUCAUGCAAUUUUCACCCUAAUAAAUACUUAGAAAAGUUAUAUGCAGAUGAAUUAUUUUCCCCAACAGAAAUUGUACAACAUAGGCUAUUCAUGGGUAUGGCUUUUGAAAUCGCAAUAUAUUAUAUGAAGAAGGACAAACCGACAUUAGAACCAUAUGACAUUUUGAAUGCAAACGUGAAUGCAACUGUUGUCGUUGAUCCAUUAGAUCAGUCUGUUGUUGCUGUUGCAUUUGAUAACAGAGAGAAUCAUCCUGUCCAGCAUUCAUGUAUGUUGGCAAUAGACAAUGUAGCAAAAACACAAACUGGUGGUGCGUGGGAUACAUGUGACAUUGACAGUGUGAACUUACGAGGCAUGUGCUCUAUGGAUUUGCUGUUGCAUUUAAAGCACAAGUAUCCCAAUAUAAGGAUUGGAGCAAAAAAGUAUAUUUCCAAAAGUAAUUUAGAUGAAAAAAAAUUAAGUGCAUCUGACAGUCCGUAUUUGUGUACUGGAUUUUAUAUUUAUAUGAUAAGAGAACCGUGUGUUAUGUGUGCGAUGGGGUUAGUGCAUGCAAGGAUUAAAAGAGUCUUUUUCUCUAUGAAGAAUUCUAUGGGUGCAUUAACUUCAUUAACUAAGCUACAGUGUGCGCCCUCAUUGAACCAUCAUUUUGAAGUGUUUACAGACUUUUUUUAG
Molecule: messenger RNA, 1329 nt
Organism: Arctia plantaginis
Lineage: Eukaryota; Metazoa; Arthropoda; Insecta; Lepidoptera; Erebidae
Source: the annotation of a GenBank genome assembly